Scedosporium apiospermum is the source of this 2478-nucleotide messenger RNA. RefSeq lists its product as uncharacterized. Gene Ontology annotation, biological process: peptidyl-serine phosphorylation; peptidyl-threonine phosphorylation. The coding region runs from base 1 to 2478 and encodes 825 amino acids. Lineage: Eukaryota; Fungi; Ascomycota; Sordariomycetes; Microascales; Microascaceae. The transcript is spliced from 4 exons. The record is from RefSeq and is a predicted model, not a curated record. Gene Ontology annotation, molecular function: protein serine/threonine kinase activity; ATP binding.
AUGAGUCAAAAGCCUUGGACCGCGGGUUAUUAUUGCCCAGAAUUUUUUUACUUCAUCAAGGCGAGGAAGAGAAAUGGCGUUAACGGCAUCGGUGAGAAGGUGCAUUACACGCGGCGGUCGGAUCCGGAGGAAUUCUGGCAGGUCCGCAAGAUUCGCGAGGUGCUCCAAAGCGCCAAUCCCCCGAUAGAAACCGAUGCAGACAGGAUUCGGUCGGACUUCCUACCAAUCUUCUCGGUACUCGUUUACAUCCGCGAGGUUAGCACUAUUGAAUGGUUCCUGAAAGAAGAGAUCUUUGGUUCCCGUCUGCCGCUUUCCGAGAAUUACCAGGUGGAAAAAGGCUGCAUGAUGACCGAAGAGGUUCUUGCAAAGUUCAUCAAAGAACAAUGGCUUUUCUGCCCCCUUAGCCUCCGUCGGGACUACGACAUCCAGUGGAGCGGGAAACCCUACAAGCGUGAUCUCCAGGAUCGCCAGGUCAUACCGAUACCGGGGUGGCCGGAUCCGUUGCCAAGUCACGAUCGUGGAAAGGGAAUCUACAUAGUGGACUGGCCUGAGAAAUUGGAUGGAGGAUGUAGCGACUCCGGUCCCACAAAGGUUGUCUUUAAAGUGUUUGACAUUGAGGCGAGAAGCCGGGGUGAAAAAGAAGCGACCAUCUUUCACAAUCUCCAGGAUGCAAAGCCUCACCCGAAUAUAGUCCUGCCGUAUGGCUCUUUCAUCCAACGUGGACGGUACUAUAUUGCUCUCGAGUAUGCCAACGAGGGCAACCUCCUUGACUACUUCAACAAAGGUCCCUCUUUUCCAGACCAAAGAUCUCUCGAGAACUUCCUCGAACAACAUUUUGCGCUAUAUUCUGCCCUGCAGAGAGUCCACCGAGACAUCAAGCCGUCAAAUAUUCUAGUAUUUAGGCAGCCCGAUGGCGGUUUGAUACUGAAACUGAGCGACUUUGAGUGUGCAUCCACCUCUCCCCCCAAAGGAGCCGGUCAUAGGACGUACUCGUCCGAUGAUGGAAAUCGAACGUACAUCGCGCCGGAACGAGCUGCCUUUGGCAGCAUUGAUAAGGGGGCUCGCCAGGCACAGUCUACCCGCUGGCAAACAUUUGAACUUGGCGCUGUAAUCAGCGAGAGCUUCAUCUGGGCGGCUUUUGGUAAUAGGGGGCGCGAGCAGUAUCGAGCAGAUCGCAACAGGGAAAUUGCCGAGCGCAAGCCAGAAGCCGAUCGUGCAGGCUGUGGCUAUAUGUUUCAUGAUGGGAUAGAAGUCCUGGAAUGUGUGUCAUACUGGCAUAGGAGUGCGGCCGGAGAGUUGGGGCGCUCCAACCAUGUCUGCCACGCCGUUAGGCGGGUUUUGGAGAACCAUGUUCUGGUCCCAAAGCGUGACCGACUAAAGCCACCCAUGAAAGUGAACGAUGAGUUCCAGGGCUUUAUGGAUAGGGCCAGGCAGGGAGGAGAACUACCCGGGUCGUACUCCCAGGUGUUCAGGCCUCGGCCUUCACGUUCACAGGAAUCGGCGAAUUUGAUUCACUCCAACUGGGGAAGCGCCAUAAUACCUCCGAUCGAUCAUGGUGGUUCAGAAGCUGUUAAUUAUCACCCCAUCAGUCCUAACCUCCUCCGGAACGCUUCGGGCAGAUCGAGAGGGGAGACGGAGCACACUAGGCGCCAAGAAGAGUCAGACCAGCCAUUACCAUUCCGCGCUGCGUGCGAUCCUUCAGUAGUCCAUUGGAAUCACCAACCACUGCAUCUGACCUGUGAGCCUAAAUCGCCUAGGAUGAAUAGUUAUUUCCAGAGCCCACAGAUGAUGACCUCCCGACGACAGAGCGAGUCUACUUCCGAAAUGCUCUACGACGGGUUCGGUGGGCCAUUGACACCGGAACCUGUAUCACAGUCGUACUAUACACCUCCACAAGGACCCAGAAUCGCCGGUUGUGGAUCUUUCAAUGGCACAAUGCCAGGGUUUGAUGGCCGCCUCUAUGCCCAUCAUAGCCAAGAACAACCAGCGCACAUCUGGGGGACAAAUCGCUUUUCUCCGGCCCGACCGCCCAAUCCUGCUCCGCAGCUCACGGGUCAACCUCGUUCCGCCCCAUCGCAUACCCAGCCCCAUGUCUCUGGCCAACUCCGCGGCCAACUCCCUUCCGCCCUAUUGCAUACACAACAUCAGAGAGAUAGGCAUAUGCCACCUCAGAGAAAUAGGGUUACGGGCUCCCCCAGUUACCGCUUCAGCACUCAACGCCAGCCCACACAGAACAAUAUUCCCCUCGACAUGGCAGUCGAAGAUAUUUACAUGGGCAUGCGGAAGCCUACGAUCGAGGCACCACCAGUUCCUCAAGACGUCCAAAAAGACCUUGGAAACGUGGCUCUCUCGCGCUUAGCCAAGAGCACGGAUCAGGAUGGUGCUGAGGCACACCUAACCUCGAACCCCCCCGAGCAGAUUGAGCCACCGUGGUGGAAUUUGUGGAAGAGAUUUGAAAUUUGGAAGAAAAGCGGCUGA